This is a messenger RNA of Phyllostomus hastatus (greater spear-nosed bat), 7250 nucleotides long. It is a transcript of the gene SLC30A7, whose product is annotated as solute carrier family 30 member 7. Gene Ontology annotation, molecular function: zinc ion transmembrane transporter activity. Gene Ontology annotation, biological process: transmembrane transport; zinc ion transport; intracellular zinc ion homeostasis. The coding region runs from base 162 to 1286 and encodes 374 amino acids. Gene Ontology annotation, cellular component: membrane; Golgi apparatus. The transcript has 11 exons. NCBI's taxonomy places the organism in Eukaryota, Metazoa, Chordata, Mammalia, Chiroptera, Phyllostomidae. The record is from RefSeq and is a predicted model, not a curated record.
UCGGCGAGUUCCCGGGCGUGUGUCGGUGUCUGUCUCCCAGCUGCGCGCGGCCCGGCAGGCUCGCUGGGGAUUCCCGUCCGAGGCGCCAGCUCUGUCACUACUGUCACCCACGGAGCCACUGCCAGAGGGGAGUAGACCCGGCCCUUCGCCGGGCAUUGAAGAUGUUGCCCCUGUCCAUCAAAGACGAUGAAUACAAACCACCCAAGUUCAAUCUGUUCGGCAAGAUCUCGGGCUGGUUUAGGUCCAUCCUGUCGGACAAGACGUCUCGGAACCUGUUUUUCUUCCUGUGCCUGAACCUAUCUUUCGCUUUUGUUGAACUACUCUACGGCAUCUGGAGCAACUGCCUAGGGUUGAUUUCCGACUCUUUUCACAUGUUUUUCGAUAGCACUGCCAUUUUGGCUGGAUUGGCAGCGUCUGUUAUUUCGAAAUGGAGAGAUAAUGAUGCUUUCUCUUAUGGGUAUGUCAGAGCGGAAGUUCUGGCUGGCUUUGUCAAUGGGCUUUUUUUGAUCUUCACUGCUUUUUUUAUUUUCUCAGAAGGAGUUGAGCGCGCGCUGGCCCCGCCCGACGUGCACCACGAGAGGCUGCUGCUGGUGUCCAUCCUGGGGUUUGUGGUGAACCUGGUGGGAAUCUUCGUCUUCCAGCACGGAGGUCACGGGCAUUCUCACGGCUCCGGCCACGGACACAGCCAUUCCCUCUUUAAUGGCUCUCUGGACCAGGCCCACGGCCGGGGAGACCACUGCCACAGCCACGAACUGAAACAUGGGGCUGCGCACGGCCACGGGCACAGCCACGGGCACUUCCACUCCCACGAUGGCCCCUCCUUAAAAGAAACCACAGGACCCAGCAGACAGAUUCUACAAGGCGUGUUUCUGCACAUCCUGGCGGACACCCUGGGGAGCAUCGGGGUGAUCGCCUCCGCCAUCCUGAUGCAGAACUUCGGCCUGAUGAUAGCGGACCCCAUCUGCUCCAUCCUGAUCGCCGUGCUCAUCGUCGUCAGUGUUAUUCCUCUUUUAAGAGAGUCUGUUGGGAUACUAAUGCAGAGGACCCCUCCUUCGCUGGAAACUGUUCUGCCUCAGUGCUAUCAGAGGGUGCAGCACCUGCAGGGCGUGUACAGUUUGCAGGAGCAGCAUUUCUGGACCCUGUGCUCCGACGUGUACGUGGGGACCCUGAAGGUGGUGGUGGCGCCGGACGCCGACGCCAGGUGGAUUUUAAGCCAGACACAUAACAUUUUUACUCAGGCCGGAGUGAGACAGCUGUACGUACAGAUUGACUUUGCAGCCGUGUAAGGAGUGAGGAGAGACUGCUGCCGCCCCGGGGUCCGAGGUCUCCGGUACUGUACCCAGCCUCGCCACAGCGGGAGCGCCCCGCACGGCUCCCAGCCCGGCAGACGGGGCGCCCUGCGGGGCUCGCAGCUGGGGGUGAGGACUGAGACCUGCUCUCCCGGACGGACGCCGGGCCUGGUCCGUGGUGCCUGCCCCUCCCGACCCUUGGAUUUCUGGGCUUUCUGGGUUCGCCCCAGGCGGUGUUUUCGUUCGUCGGUUUGUUUCUCUUUUCCCCUGUCCCUCCCGGCGUCCUCAGGCCACCCCGCCUCCCGGCCAGCCCGAGCGCGGCUGCGUCUGUGUCGUCCGGAAGGUCUUCACCGAAGCGGCCGCAGACCGCUUCCUCCAUUCCCACAAAACCAGUGUUAUUAAAACAAGGAAGAAAAGAAAUGGGAACCUUUUUUACAUGUAACAUCACGGCCGCUGACGUUCUUCAGUGUGACCCUACGUUUGUGAAGUUGUUUGUACCUUGCAAACUUACGAACCAAACCAUAUUGGGUUUUCCAAGUGCCUUGUCUCAGAAAGUGUGCUUGCCAGCAGGGCAGUCUGCCGUCGCGUGCGUUUUAAAAAUAGUCGUUCUGUGAUCUGCCCCAGGCGAGGCUCCUGGUGGUGAUGUGUACAGACUGCCGUUCUGUGUGCUGCCCGCAGGGGUUAGCUGUGUGGACAUUUUCCUUUUACUGCUCCAUCUUGUCCAAAAAAAUAAAAGGUAACGUUUUGCUUUUUAAAUCCAAUUCAGCGACCACAGUAAACCGAUUUGUGGAUUGUGUUUUCAGAACUUUGCAAAUGCAUCUGUGAUGAAGGUAGCUAGUUGUUCUGACUUUGUCCAGUCGCUAAAUUCCAAAUUUCUGUACGAGCUGCUGUGUCUGUGACAAACUGUCCUCCCCCUGUCUGUCCUCGCUGACCGUCGUGGGUCUCGUUAGUGGAAGGAGAAGGCCACAUGCCGUGAAGACAGAAAUGGCCGUGAUGGUGUCCUUUUGCCGUGUCGCUGUUCGGAUGCCGGGUCACGGGCCGAGUUUGCCUGUGCAGCCACUGCACCAGGGCUGGAAGCAGCGCCCCCCCCCCACCCCCCAACACUGCGUCCAGGCCGGCGAGGGUCCAGGGAGCGGGGGGCUCUUCCCCACACAGGGUCUCGGGCUGCCUGAUCCGCUGGUUUCCAGGGGCCCGUGUGUUGGAAAGUGGAAUUGCGAUGGCAGGUGCUCGAGCAGUCUGUGCAAACACGCCGUCGCACCGAACUUCCUCCUGUCACCGUGCACGCUCCCCUCUGUGCUCUGGAAAAGUGAGACCGUCGGGACACGAAGACCCUGCAGAAAGGAUGGACAUGGCUGUGGAGGGUGCAGAUCGACGAUGAGCACUUUUCACUGCCGUGGCAGAAAUCGCUGUCGAUUCUGUCUAAGGUCUAGAGUAUCGUUUCCCCGUUUCUGACCCACAGUUUAUGAAUGGCACAGUGCCAGGAGAACUGAGCUGCUCUCUUCCUGCUUCUCUAAACCCUUGUGGAUGGCCGUGAACGCACCCCGAUCUCCUUUCUGCAGACUAGCAUUUUCAAAACCUGUUCUCCUAACUGCCAGGCAGUUCUAAAGCCCCGCGUUCCUGCAGUGAAACGUGCUGAUUAGCGGGGCCAGCUGUCGGGGGGACCGGGUGCAAGGAGAGGCCCUGACGUCGAUGCUGCUGCUUCGUCGUGGGCGUCAGAGGCGGGUCCCUCCGAGGUCCCGCCCGCUGCCCAGCCCGCUGGAGCCCCGGGCUGCGCGCGGGUUCCGGCUUUCGUGGGAAACGCCGUUCGGGCGGAGGCAUGGAUUCAGGACGUGUGUCUGAAAACUAACGGUGUGUGACUGGGGUGACACUUCCCACGUGGGGAGACUGCCAGCACGGGCUGGUGAGAUUCGUGGGUGAUGCUGGGGGCGACGCUGCCCCCCGCUGGGCCCUGCCUUGCAGGUGAAACCCAGUCAGUCGGUACGCAAGGGCAGGAGAGUGGUUCUUCUUUCCUGGGCCAGACGAGAGCGUGGGGAAUCCCGGAGGGACAGGGAGUCUGACCUCGCCCCUGCCCCACAGGUGGCCAGCUCCCGUCGUUCGGCCGGCUGGCGUUAACACGUACGCUUUAAUUAAAUGUUUUUAAGCUUGCGUGUGCAGCAGUAAAAAAUUAGGGCGAAAAAGCAAUUUUUUCCCCACACUUUGAGGAGUUGCUUUGUUUUAUUGGUGUUCCUGGCCCAGAUGUGUUGCUAAAGUAGAUCAUUUCACUGAGAAAUAACUACUUAGUUAUUGUGAUAAAAUGAAUGCAGACUGUCCCGAUGGCUGGGCUGACCUUGGGGCGGCGGGGCGGGGAAAUCUCAGUAUCUGUGUGUAACUCAGCUAGUAUUUCAAAAACCAAAACACACUCGGACAGCCAACGUCUGUCACUCGGGGAGGGUUCACUUUGCCAGGUGGCAUCCCUGAGCGGAGAGAGCUGCGCUGGUUCUGUGCCCCCGGGUCUAGGCUGUGCCGGUCAGGAGGGGGCUCACCCUCAGCGCGGCCCCUCAUCUUGGGGACUCCCUGGGCCCCUGUGUGAGGGGUGUGGCCUUGGUCGUCGGCAGCUUCAUGUCCACACGGUCGCCCCCACGCCCCCUGCCGCCAGGCCAGGCCGACGGGAGUGUGGUCACCUGUCCUUGGUGCUGUGAUUCCCCUGCAUCCAGACGCCUCGGCUUCGAGGCCAGCAACCAAAAUACCGUGACUGCCGUGCCCUUUGCAGAGCAGCCAGACCCCUGACCCCUGGCGCAGCUGGCCGGAGUCCUCUGAUGUGUUCGCCUGUACCGUCCAUGUCUCGGGUUAUUGACGAGUGUCCCCACGGAGAGUGCUGGGGUUCGAGGACACAAGUAUUCAUCUCAUGGCGUGACACAGAACGUGACAUCUGAGGCGACUGUCCCUCCAGGCAGCCUGCCCCAGCUCUCGUCUCUCAGAUGAGAGUGUCGGGCCUGGAAAAGCUGGCCUGUCCUCAAGGUCACAGAGGCCCGUCGUGGCCCAGGCCGGCCCAGACUAGACGCCCGGUCUCCCUGUUUCCCGGUGCCACCACCCUUCUGUAACGGUGGUGAGCAGGGACUUGUCCACAGUGGACGUCUGACCUCCAUUUUUGGUACAUGGACGCACUUUAUCCACGGAGUUUUACUGUCUUGUUUUUCAUACGUAAUGAUGAGGUUUAGCGUAUUGUUUCUGUACUAUUCUUUAUGGGAGACAUACUUACAUUUUUUACUCUUCUACUUUUUUACUCUCGUGAAGCCGGUUCCCGAUUUUUACACAGCUGAUGGCGUCUGUGCCUCGGACCCUCCCGCCCCUGAGUGGGUUUUCCUGGUCGUCUGCCCGAGGCUCAGGGCAGCGUGGGGGUCGCUUGGUCUUUCCCCUCCUGCGCGUGCUCUGGUCGCUCGGGCGCUCCUCCAUAGCAGCAGCCAGGCCCGUCGGCGGGUCCCGUCGCUCCAGUCUCGGCCCUCCAUUCCCCGUGCCUGGGGCGCCUCUGCACACCUCUGCACGUCCGGCGCUGUUCUCACAGCCGCACAGGGCCAGGCGGGCAGUCUGGCCGGAACGAGACAGAUUCUCUAAUUCGCUAGGGUGACGUUUGAACUCUUAAUCAGAAUCCCAAAUGCUAAAUCAGCUGUUGGCUUUCAUCUCUCCACGUCAGUGUUAAUGACCUUGAGGGACUUUUUUUGGUCACCGUCUUCAAAACAAAUUAGUUUCCCAUUCGCAUGAUCUUUGGAAAAAAGGAAAUUAUUUUAUCCUUCCCAGAACACUGAUUGAAAGUUUGAUUACUGGCAGGUCGUUUGGAGAGGCGUCCCCCAGCAGCCUUAGUGGCUCAGAUCCUGGCCCCGGAAUCGGGACGGGCUUUGGCUUCCACUUCACCGUUUUCCAACCCAAAUUGUCCAGAGGGAAGGGUUGGGGUUUAACCUUUAUGAAGUGCUCCUGCGUCGGGCUCUUUGCGUGGCCUUUUCCACAUUCUCACUGGAAAUCCCCACAUUUCUACAAAGAGUUUUGAGUGGUUUUGUGAUUGACAGGGUUUUCAGAUAUGGUUUCUCCUCUGAUUCUCCUGACACUGGGAGGAAGGGAUGCCCGCCCCCACCAUGCAGGCGAGGCCGCCGUAGCCGGAGAGGGCGGGCGGGUGCCUUGCCCCGGGGAGCACCUGCCAGGGCUCUGCUCCCCGUCCCUUGUGUCUCUGCUCGAACGAGUUCAAGACCUGGCCCCAGAAGCCGCCGCCAAGCUGAUGCUCCCUUACACAGUCGGGGCCGUGACCCUGGCAGAGCGAGCGUUACAGCCACUCCUUCCACCGUCUCUUUGGCCUCCUUCCUGGCUUUGCCGUGGACCCGGAACCGCAGGCCGAAAAGAGCACUCAGAACUCCUCCCAGCACCCCUAGGGAUUUAAAAGGGUAAAGGGAAAAUGUCCUUGGCACUCACAGAGGGGCCGGCCAGAGGACAGAGUCAGGGCCGGUGUGCGUGGGAGAGACGGGCCUCCUGGCCCGGGGGCGUUCGCCCAGGGGGGCUGCCCUUCCGAGGGGCCGGCCGCUGGCCACUCUGUGCGGCCUGAGCGGGCGGCCGGGCCCGACGUGCGUUCCGCUCUGCGGACACCUUGUCGGAGGAGGAGGGACUCGACUCCAUCGUCCGCAGUCACCUGUGCUCACACGUAGUGCUGCUCCACUCCGAACUCCUCCCCCGGCUUUCGGAAUGUGUCGUUUGUGACUCUGACCGUGCCGUGGGAAGUAGAAAGAAUGUCUGAUCCGUCCUGCUGUCCCCGAGCUGAGCGUGGGUUCACACUCACAGCGUGCAGUAGCCGUCCGGUGAGCGAGCACAGGGUGGAGCCAGGGUCGAGGGCAGGGAGACCCGGCUGUGUGCCAUGUAUUGCAAAACCCCGUGCAGCUUUCCUUUGGCAUUUUUGCACAAGUAAGUGACUUCCUUUUCCUUUGGGCCAUUUCUUCCCAAGCUGCCCCGUGAGCUGGUCCUUCAUGUUUGUGCAGAGGCCGUGCAGGUGCGUAGCUGCGGGCCGGGGAGGAGGCAGACGGCCCGCGACCGGGGCCGCUUGAACUGCGUCUUUGGCAUCCAAGCGAGAAGCCGCACUGUGUCCUUCGUUGCUAAGGACGGCUGCCACCCCCAUGUCACUCCAUGCCCCGUGCAGAACACGUCUUCUGCUUCACGCGCCGUCCCAGAAGGGUUGUCCAGAACUCUUCCCGAGAGAGACCCUCAAGACGCUUCUAGAACAGCCACACUGCACGUAGGAAGCAUUUGAAUAUCCCUAGGAUAGUUCUGACUCUUUUUAACUCUUCCUCUCCAGAAUCCAAACCUUAGGAGAGCUGCUCUAUACUGCUCCGUUUACUUUGCACUCCUUCCCGUUGCUGCUGCCCGGGGCUCGGGGAAGGGUCUGUGUUGAACCAGAUGUGUCUCUGACAAGAGUUUGCCAAGUUAUCCCAUUGCUUCCUCUCAAAGCGGCGAAUUCAGUGGCUUUCCUGCCCAGGUGGGAUUUUGCCCCAACAUUUGUGAGUUUGGCCCAUACACAGAAUGGGCCUUUUAUGUCAGAAAUACUGUGAAUGGAAAAUUGCCAAAUCCCUUCCCGGUCUCUUCCCCGCGCCCCUUCCGCUCCUGACCUCCUGCCUUGAGUGGUUCCUGAGCGCGUGGCCCCGUGCGAGCGCGGGUUGGACUCCUUCCGUGAAGGCCGGGGGCCUCCCAUGUUCCCCGGCAGACGCUGGGGGAUGGGGGACGAGGCCGGGCUUGCCCGUCCGACCCAAGGGCUGUUGUGAUUUGGUUUGCACACACACAGGUGAGCCACUCGGGCUCGCCCAAGUACGACACAGCAGCUCUGUGAUGUCGACUCCACUUUUUGUUACCCGAAGACAUUUUUGUACGUUUUGUGUAACCUCAGAUGUAUUUUGAAAAAAAAAAUAAACAGCUGUAUCAAGAUUCUCCCAAUAAAAUUCCUGUUUAAAAGUC